This is a messenger RNA of Haliotis rubra (blacklip abalone), 1961 nucleotides long. Its product is annotated as vacuolar protein sorting-associated protein 28 homolog. Lineage: Eukaryota; Metazoa; Mollusca; Gastropoda; Lepetellida; Haliotidae. The record is from RefSeq and is a predicted model, not a curated record. Gene Ontology annotation, cellular component: ESCRT I complex. Gene Ontology annotation, molecular function: protein-containing complex binding. Gene Ontology annotation, biological process: protein transport to vacuole involved in ubiquitin-dependent protein catabolic process via the multivesicular body sorting pathway.
AAUGUCGAUGUUUGCUCAAGUUCAGUCAAGUGCAGGACAAGCUAACAAUGUCGGAUUAUAUGAGGAGGUAAAGCUGUACAGGACAGCCAGAGAGAGAGAAAAGUAUGACAACAUGUCAGACCUAUAUGCUGUGAUCAAUACACUGCAGAGUCUACAGAAGGCCUACAUCAGGGAUGCUAUCCUCCCAAAGGAGUACACUGCAGCAUGUUCCCGGCUACUGGUUCAGUACAAGGCUGCAUUCCGACAGAUACAGAGUGAUUUCCCGACUAUAGAAGACUUCCUCAAGAAAUACAGAUUAGAUUGUCCUCUGGCUCUGGAGAGAAUCAAGGAGGAUCGACCUAUCACAACUAAAAAAGAAACAGGAAGCGAAAGCAAAUGUAUUGCAGACAUUGUGUCGCUGUUCAUCACUGUCAUGGACAAACUUCGCCUGGAGAUCCGCGCUAUGGAUGAGAUCCAGCCCGACCUGCGUGAGUUGAUGGAGACAAUGUCACGGCUCAGUAUUCUACCUGAUGACUUUGAAGGCAAGAAAAAUGUCGAAACUUGGCUGGACACACUGAGUGCCAUGCAGGCUUCGGAGGAACUGAACGAUGGACAAGUACGACAGAUGUUGUUUGACUUAGAAUCAGCUUAUAAUGCAUUCAACCGAGUCCUACACGAUCAUUAAGACCCUGGACAGCUUGUUGGAUUGUCUGUUUUACCAAAUUCUGUGAUUGUGUUUUCAUCAUGGGAGUCAGUGUCAGCAUGCGGCUAAAAUGGCAUGGAGGAAAUGAGCGUGGUGAUGUCCACAUAUGUAUUGUAAUAUUUUUCGCUUUGACAUUCUGAUCUGAUUUUUAGGGGCAAAAAAUCAAUUGAACUAAAGAAAAGAUUCUGGCCUUAUCACCUAUGACACUGAACAGGAUAGUCUGCCUUUUGAAUAUCAGGGACUAAAAACAAGGAACAAAAUGUCCAUGCCAUUGAUUAAACGAUUUACAGCACAUUCUGGUUGGGUAAGAUUUUUUGUACUGUCUGUAUAUAAUCUCUAUAACCUGCAUGUCAAUAUGUAAAUAGGAUGUACAGUCAUGAGCUCAUUUGUCAACAUCAUCAGUGGCCAUUUGAUGUCUUUCACCGCAAGCCAUCACAAGCACAAUGCAAGUAAAUGAAAUAGUCGUCAAACUUAGAUUUGAGAUGGGGAUGUAUGUAAGUGAUGUAAAAUCAGAAAGGCUGGGGAUAGACAGCAAAUCCAACUCAUUUUGAACAUCAAGUAUUAUUCUAAAAAAUAGUGGGAUGUAUAAAAUUGAUUAUUAUGUGAUUAAUGGAAGGUCAGGUAUUUGUGGGACAUGGCAGUGUAUGCAAUAAGGCCCGUCCGACAGCCUGAGACGGGCUAGAUUACUGCCGGGCGGCCUAAUUUUAAAGCUAGCCAGCCCGAUGGACGGGUUAAAAAAAUAUUCAGAUGUGUCCACUGGCACUGUCUAUUUAGUACUUAAGGACUGGUUAAAUCUCUUCUGGUCUCGCAAGCCCAGAUGUCUGGCUGGGUUUUUGGCUUAUUUCAUACACUGGACAUGGUUUCCAUCUUGUUUUUACCUACAUCUUGGCUCGAGAAUAUUUUCCUAGUCAUGCCCUUCUGUCCAUGUCUGUGCCACAACCUGAGGAAUGCAGGGUUGCCAAUUCAUGGUCAGUCCUUCUGUUUAUCCAUGAACUCACAUUGAUUUUCAUAGUAAACAAAACAAUCUUAAAAUUAAUUACCUUGAGUUGUAAAAUUUUGUGUUGAGGUAUAUGUUCAGAUAUUUGCCCAAACCAGUAUCAAGAAUGUAUGACUUCCAACGAGUAUUUCAGUUUUGCCUUCAUAAAGUGUUCAUAGUUGUGGGUGAGUUCCCAAUGUUUGCACCUGUACAUGGAUGUAUCUAUUGAAGUUAAUAUCACAGAAGGAUUUGUUGACAGUUUGUAAGAUAUGAUUAAAUGAAAUAAACAUUUAAUAUUUGUGA